AAGGCGGCUGCAGUUUUCAAACCUCAACUGUAAGCUCCGGUCUCCGUCUUCGUUGCCGUCGCCGGGAGCCACCUCACGGGGAGGUCGGGUCACAACUGUUGGCCGUUGUCCGGAAGAAUAAAAGUGGGUCCUGCCACGUUCGGAGCUAUCCGGCACCUCACCGGGAUAGAACUGGAGCACGCGUCCUGUCGUGGCCACCGACGUGGGGCAGAACGGGAGCCCCCUUGGAGGGGGCGGCCGCGAAGGAACCUGCUGCGGCCCGAGCGGUAAAAAUAAGUGACUGAAGAAGCAUAUCUGGGAGUCGUCUAACAUGUCAAGGAGAAGAUUUGAUUGCCGAAGUAUUUCAGGCUUGCUAACUACAACUCCUCAAACUCCAAUGAAAAUGGAUAACUUUAAUAAUUUUUAUACACUUACAUCUAAAGAGCUAGGAAGAGGAAAAUUUGCUGUGGUUAGACAAUGUAUAUCCAAAUCUACUGGCCAAGAAUAUGCUGCAAAAUUUCUGAAGAAGAGAAGAAGAGGACAGGAUUGUCGAGCAGAGAUUCUACAUGAGAUUGCAGUACUUGAAUUGGCGAAGUCCUGUCCCCACGUGAUUAAUCUUCAUGAAGUCUAUGAAAAUGCAAGUGAAAUCAUUUUGGUAUUGGAAUAUGCUGCAGGUGGAGAAAUCUUCAACUUGUGUUUACCUGAGUUGGCUGAAAUGGUCUCUGAAAAUGACAUUAUCAGACUCAUUAAACAAAUACUUGAAGGAGUUUAUUAUCUACAUCAAAAUAACAUUGUACACCUUGAUUUAAAGCCACAGAAUAUAUUAUUAAGCAGCAUAUACCCUCUUGGGGACAUAAAAAUUGUAGAUUUUGGAAUGUCUCGAAAAAUAGGGAAUGCAUGUGAACUUCGGGAAAUCAUGGGAACACCAGAAUACUUGGCACCUGAAAUCCUGAACUAUGAUCCUAUUACCACAGCAACAGAUAUGUGGAAUGUUGGUGUAAUAGCAUAUAUGUUGUUAACUCAUACAUCGCCAUUUGUGGGAGAAGAUAAUCAAGAAACAUACCUCAACAUUUCUCAAGUUAAUGUAGAUUAUUCAGAAGAAACAUUUUCAUCAGUUUCACAGCUGGCCACAGACUUCAUCCAGAGGCUUUUAGUAAAAAACCCAGAGAAAAGACCGACAGCCGAAAUCUGCCUUUCUCAUUCUUGGCUACAGCAGUGGGACUUUGGAAACUUGUUUCACCCUGAAGAAACUUCCAGUUCCUUUCAAAGUCAGGAUCAUACAAUAAGGUCUUCUGAAGACAAGACUUCUAAACCCUCCUGUAAUGGAACCUGCAGUGACCGAGAAGACAAAGAGAACAUCCCGGAGGAUAGCAGCAUGGUGUCCAAAAGAUUUCGCUUUGAUGACUCAUUGCCCAAUCCCCAUGAACUUGUUUCAGAUUUGCUCUGUUAGCACUUUUCUCUGAUUCAUUUGGACUGAAUUUGGAAUUUGAAAUCCACUCCAGCGUGAUAUUGUGGUUUGUAGCUUCAUGUAUGGCAUGUUUAUAUUGUAAAUGUACUUUUGCAGAGAAGAAUUUAAGGAAGUAUUCUCAUGCUAAACUGCUAGUUACCAGCAUAAUUUCAUUUCCUAUACUGAGAUAUCAACUCUUCAGAGGAAUUUAAAUAUUUAAAUAUAUGACAAAAAAUAAAAUUCCACACGUGAGUUUACAUGUUAAUGGAAGAAUUCAAGUUCAGAUGGAUUUAUAAAAAUGUUUUAUAUAUCAGGGGAAAAAAGUGAUUUGGGUUAUAUUAUGGUUGAUGUAAAUUGAACAAAAUGAAGACAUUUGAAUUUAAUAGAUGGAGAAUCCUACAUCAUGCCUCUAUUGACAAAAUUUUGUUUAGGAUAACAGUGUGAAGUUUAAGAAUAUUUACUAUUUUAUAGAUACUCAAGACAUAUUUUACACUUGAAAAUGUUUUUCAAUCACAGAUGUUUUGAAAUUGCAUAAGAUUUCCAUGACAUAUGGUCUGCUAUAUGAAACAGGUCCUUUAACCAGAGCAGAGAAGGGGUUAGAAACUGGAUUAGGGAUAUCCUACAGAAAUUGAAGCAGAGAAAAGAGUAGCAUGGCAUCAUUUUUAACUCAGAAGUCUUUUGCCCACUCUCAACUUAGUUCAGAUUUAGCAAGGCCUAAAAGACGGGGAAUAGAUGGUAUACAGUGUACAGAAUUUUCUUCCUUCCCAAUCUCUAGAGAAGGAAAUAUAUAGGUAAAACUGAAUGUGCUCUAUUUUCAGGCAACCAAACAUACUUAUUGGUUGAAUGUAGAAGAAAGUGUUGACAGACUUAAUGCAACUGAAAGAACUUUAGGUAUCUUCUAAGUCUUAGAAUACAAGCCAAUUAUUCAGAGUUCUAAAAGUAUGCAUAAAAAUUGUUCUAGCACUGGUAGGAUUAUUAACACAGGGCCAGAGUCAGCAUUAGCAAGGUGGAUGUGAUCAUAAAACAGGAUGACAUCAAACUUUUCCAAAGUUCUUAUGUGAAGUUCCUUGUGAGUGACAAAGCUCAGCAGAAGAUCUGCAGAGUGAACUUAAAUGGUCUUUUGCUGGAACCAAAGCAAGUAAUAGUCCAGGGACAGCAGAAUGUUUGAUUGGUGGCUGGUGACUAUGUUCAGCCCUAAUGGGGGGGGGGGGGGCGGGAAUUGACUCCUUUUUGGGUAAUCUUUGAGGACUUUCCAACUGGAGACAUUUAAAAACUGCAUUAUUAUCGUGUUAAGAUCAUUGUAACUGCAUGACCAUGUUAAUAUAUCAAGAGAAAUUAAGUUUUGUCAAAGAAAUCCUUGAAUUUUUCUCCUUUGAGUUCAAUUACUGUAAAACCUUUAACUUCUUGAAAUUUGGUAAGACUCCAAAUAACUUAAAACUGUUUUUAAUAGCCAUCAGAUCACUUUAUUUGGGUAAAUGGUAAAUUCCUUUUACAUCUUCAGCAUUUCUUAAAGGAAAAGCUCUUUCUGCUUGUAUGUGUGUGCAUAUGUGUAUAUGUAUUUAUAUAAGUGUAUGUAUAUAUGUAUAGAUAGAUGAAAUAUGGUCCUUACACCACUUUCUCUUAUUCUUCCCUGUAGUAUAUUGUACUCAACUCAGGUGCCAAAAGAGCUCUCUUCUUAAGACAUGUAAAUAUACAUUUAAAUUUUUUAAGAAGUAGUUUAUUGGUUCAAUAAACUAGUCAUUACAGAAGCUAAAUUGGGCUCUUCUAUAUCUAAAACUGAUGAGUUUUUUCCUAAAUUAUUAAUUGUCCAUUUAUUUGCCUUCAGUAUUAAACUAAUCCAGGUAAAGUUUAGUAAGUCAGUCAUUGGAGAAAGAGGAAAUUAUAACCUUUACCAAAAAACCAUACUAUAAUUUUUAAUCUCUAGAGGAAUUCUCUCAUACUAAAAACAAAAAAGCAAGAGAUGUUUCAAUUUUGAAUUAUAAACUAUUUUUUUAAAAAAUAAUACCGGUUUUUCUUUUACUCUGAGGAAUUUUAAAUAGUUUGUCUUCCCCUUACUUAAUAGAAUACACAGGGUUGUUAAUUUCCAUACAUUUUUCCUGUAAUUUUUAUUGUAAAAAAGCAACUAGUGAUUGCACAAACAGUAUAAAAAUUCAGCUUUUUCAUAAAGGUGAAUUCGAAUAUUGUCUCUGAUUAAAAUAUGAAAAUAAACGAAUUUUUUUGGAGAGAACUUACUAAUAGAUAACUCAGUUCUUAUUUUUUUUUCCUCCCAAGAUCGAAAACAAAUGUCUAUCAAAAGCAGAUGAAAUAUGUCAUUAAAGUGGGAAUAUAAAGAGCCCCCUCUAAGGUGAACAGAUGUCAGUAACACAUCUGAAUAUUAAUGUGAAAUUGUGAUAGGUUUUAAAACAGUUUAAUUUGCUUUUUUGAUAGGAUGCCUGGAUAGAUGAGAUUAAAAGUAGAUGAGGUGUAGAUGACAUGUGUCAUUUUAAUUUUUUCCCCUGCAGUAAAUAAAGUUAACCUAACUCUGAGCAAUAACAUUGUAAUGGCAUUUUAAAGAAGAAAGCAGUACCUGUUCUCCAGUCUGUAAUGAGAUAAGGCACCUGUGGUAGAAUAUAAAGCAAUACAUUGCUUCCUUUAUCAAGAAAGUCUUGUUAUAUAUAAAAAAAAAAUGUCAGCCCGUUAGCGACAUAAUUGAUUUUCAUUCUGGCACAAGUUCUUUCAUUUUGGAUGAGUCACAAAUUGUUCAUAGACUAUUUUGAACAGCCUUGCUCUAAGCAACAUUUUUAACUGUUGAUAUUUUAUAACUGUUUACAUUUCCUCUGGGUUUUUUUUGAAUUUUCUGUUUGAUAUCUGACUUGGAAACUCGUCCUUAUUCAUUGUUGUGCAAACAAUUGUACUUUAAUUUCAAAUUGUAUUAAAAUUAAGUUAUCUGACUUCUAAUUUGGGGAAUUAUUAUCUGUUUAUAAUUUCAUAAGGUUUAAAGAAAUUUAAAUUUGUUUAUAAAUGUCACACAGGUCACAACCGCCAUCCAUCUUAGCUAUGAAUUCAGGAAUCAUGUUGUUCGAGGUGUGUUGAGCUACACUGUUAUGGCUACACCAACUGAAAAAGCUUCUUACAUCAAGUUAUUGAUCCUUUUGGAUAAAAAUUAAAAAGCACUUUUUAACAUU
Molecule: messenger RNA, 4590 nt
Organism: Phacochoerus africanus (Common warthog)
Lineage: Eukaryota; Metazoa; Chordata; Mammalia; Artiodactyla; Suidae
Gene: STK17B
Product: serine/threonine kinase 17b
Exons: 8
Coding region: 311-1429 (372 amino acids)
Biological process (GO): protein phosphorylation; intracellular signal transduction; positive regulation of apoptotic process
Cellular component (GO): nucleus
Molecular function (GO): ATP binding; protein serine/threonine kinase activity
Source: RefSeq, a predicted model, not a curated record